Messenger RNA from Alternaria atra, 1653 nucleotides. RefSeq lists its product as uncharacterized. The transcript has a single exon. Lineage: Eukaryota; Fungi; Ascomycota; Dothideomycetes; Pleosporales; Pleosporaceae. Bases 1 to 1653 code for a protein of 550 amino acids. The record is from RefSeq and is a predicted model, not a curated record.
AUGGCAACACCUAUCGUCUCAUGGCCGCAGAAGCGCAAGGCUCCGAUCUUGAACAUGUCACGCUCAACCAAGCGCACCAGGUCUGUCUCCAUCUCCGUCAAGGUCACCCAUGAAGCGGCACUCCAAGACUUCCUCAGCGACCCGGAAGUUCCUGUUGUACCGAACAAUCCGCAAGCUUGUCUCGGUAGUAUACCGGAAGAGCUUCUCCUGAAGGUUGUGAAGUACCUGUACCAAGAUCGCCGAGCACUUGCAAUACUCUGCCGUACAAAUCGACGUUGCAAACGAGUUGCAGAAGAGGUCCUUUACAAGAACAUAGGGAGGUUAUCCUACAACUACGAGAAGGCGCGGUCAGUCGCUAGCAACACUCUCUUAGGCAGCCAUGUUCGCAGCUUUGAUGCCGCAUUCUGUACGAAGAUGCCUAGGAUAUGGCCCAAACAGUACGACCAACAACCAGUUGAUGCCAAAAACGCAAGGCAGACAUACAUCAAGGUCCUUGCCAGUGCCCAUAAGAUCCAACAUUUCGCACUGGAGGAGUGCGAUAACUAUCACUGGCACGCCAAACGUGACGAGCUUGCGCGUACACUGGGUUGGCUGGAACUAUUCAACAAUGCUGUCGCGCAGUCCGUCGACGAGCGUGUCAAUCAAUUUGCUCACCUCAAAAAGCUCACAAUCAUAGCCAAUCUCAUCUCUGUCGAGGAGAUCUCCUGUGUGUUCCGUCUUCCAUCCCUCGAAUCACUCUUUCUCCAAGAUGUUCACCAGACAACGCCUUUCAAGAAUUGGUCGAUCCCCACCUCAAGCAGCCCUAUACGAGAGUUUGCUCUUCGAAAUGCGAUGACAGACAUCUCGGCCGUCGUACAGAUGAUCUCUUCAGUGAAGUCUCUUCGCAACUUCAUGUACGAUCACAGUACCAAGGCCUGGGAACCGUUUGGGGAUGAGGACAGUCCAAUGACAAUCUGGCCUGAGCACUCAUGGAAGCUAUUGGGCGAUGCACUGAGGAAACACCGGGAUUCUUUAGAAGAACUGUACGCGUUCAACUAUUGCGACAGGGCGCUCUUAGACGUUGUCUAUCCCGACGGUCGAGAUGUUGGGACUCUAGGCUCUUUCCGAGAUUUCUCAAAGCUUGAGUUUUGCGGUAUUCCAAUGGAAGCCUUCCUCGAUACUGCCACUGCCGAGAAAGAUUUCUCCUUGUACCUCCCACCACGACUAAAGCGCUGGUACACCCACAUUACACCAGGAACCCCCAAGCUCUUGGAGAGGUGUGUCCCGGCGUUAACGUCCUUGAGAGAUGUCGUCUGUGCGGGCCAAGAUAGGACAGUCCGCGUGGUAUUGUUAGGUGGUCUGCCGUUACAGACGCUCGAGCUGUCUCGUGCCUUCGCUGUACUGGAAGAAGCCGGCAUCAUACUUGAAAUCCGCUACGAUUACGCCAUGAUCACACUGAACGACUUGAUACAAUUGGAGACUCUUCAUGAUGAGGAUGAUUCAGACGAAGAGUUAGACGAACACCAGGAGGACGUGGCCGACGGGGCAGAAGGAGGGGAUUUGGUGGACGCGAUAGAAGAGGACAAUGUCGGCGCACAGAACGGACACAGCCCGGCCGCUACUACCGAUGGAGAAUUAGAAACAGCUGAUCACCCUGGAGAUGAUGUGGAGUAA